Messenger RNA from Rhodofomes roseus, 1385 nucleotides. RefSeq lists its product as uncharacterized. NCBI's taxonomy places the organism in Eukaryota, Fungi, Basidiomycota, Agaricomycetes, Polyporales, Fomitopsidaceae. The coding region runs from base 238 to 996 and encodes 252 amino acids. The transcript is spliced from 9 exons. The record is from RefSeq and is a predicted model, not a curated record.
GCGUUGCUCCUGUAUGAAUAUAUCAUCACAUCGCGCAGCGAGGUAUCUCUAUUCUGGAGUAGAAAGCUGUCUGCGUCGAUCCCCUUCCUCGUCGUGCGCUUCCUAGUAUUGGCGACCGCAGUCUUUGGCAUAGCCACCCACUCGACGCCGUCCAUUUGCACGAAUGUAAGUCUCGCUUGGCCGGGAACUUGAGGCAGACGAGCGAUGGCUGAUAUGCACUCGUAGUUGAGCGGAUGUAUGGCAUCCAUCAUCUUCUCUAUGUUCGUCGAAUUCUCUAGCUUAGCGAUGCUCGCAGUCAUUUCAGCCAUGCGGGUUUACGCUGUCAGUGGCCGUCAAUGGCUUAUCACAGCAGUCGCCCUUCUUGUCGGUGUAUUACCCGUCGGAGUGAAUGUGUAUGCCGCAAGCCACGCUACGAUUUACUUCGAAGGCGGGGUCUGCUCAUACGACACCAACCUAACCGUCGCUCUGUUAUCGCGUUUGGCCACCAUUGUGUGCGACGUUAUCGUCGUCGCUACUAUCUGGGUCAAGACAUAUAGCUUGGCGAAGUAUCACGCACAGACUCGGUCGUUCAAUCAAUCAUUGCUAUGGUAUCUCCUUAGGGAUGUCAUUGCGUGUAGCGUUCUUCUAAUCCUUAACGUCGUCGACAUAUUCCUCUUUUACUUCAAGAGCGAAGUCAACUUCCUCGCCAGCAUCAUACUGCCGUUAUCAUUGAUCCUUAUAUCCCGACUCCUCAUCAACCUCCGCGAGGUUGCAUCCUCUAGGGGACUCGACGAGACGUCUACGACAACGCACACUUCCUCCUUCGAGGUUCAGACGCCAUUCGAGAUGUCCACCAUCGUCUUCGGACAGGGGAUAGAAGACGGAGCGCCGAAGCGUACCGGGUUCGGAGGUGAUGCAGGCUGCUACGGCGGACACGAGAUGUUAGACUCUGUGCCGGAGGAGUGUGCUUAUCAGGAAAACGCGGACGAGAUUGAGAUGAUACACUUGGAAGCAUGAUCAUGUAGGAGACAUGGCGCUCGGGAAAAGGACACUGUAUACGUAGCUUACUGUAUUUCUUGUGCAUUCCCUCUGAUGCGGAACGAUCGUGGAAGGCGUGUCUACAUACUGCGAAAUAUUCUAGUUGUACAUAAAGCAUGGACUACCUGUACUGCGCGCUUCGCAUAUGGUGGCUGACCCUGGAUGUUCAUUCACUGAUGUGGUGACAACCCAGGAGACUCAUUGAUACAUGAAGGUGGCUGACAUGGUGGUCAGAUAGGAUGUGGGGCGCAGUACACCAUACCACCUUUCGUUCAGCCGUCACGAGUAGCGUCGUUACUGGGUUCACACUGUCACAGCAACGCACAGAAUGAGUAGCCUUCAUCCGCCAUCUGCCACCGAGAGUAAUC